This is a messenger RNA of Octopus sinensis (East Asian common octopus), 4406 nucleotides long. RefSeq names its product zinc finger MYND domain-containing protein 11-like. NCBI's taxonomy places the organism in Eukaryota, Metazoa, Mollusca, Cephalopoda, Octopoda, Octopodidae. The transcript is spliced from 17 exons. The record is from RefSeq and is a predicted model, not a curated record. Gene Ontology annotation, biological process: regulation of transcription elongation by RNA polymerase II. Gene Ontology annotation, molecular function: transcription corepressor activity; DNA binding; protein binding. The coding region runs from base 301 to 2331 and encodes 676 amino acids.
AAAAUGAAACGUUUUCACACGAUCGGUUGUUAAUGUUUAGGCCAAGUGUUGUUUGUUGAGCGACUGUAAGACUUUUCAUGAUGUUAUAGUAGUCGGCUGAUGGCACUGUGUUGAUUUUCUGUGGACGAACAAGUCAUAGUCAAGGCUCGACCUGAUCGGAAUUAAAAGAAAACAAAACUAUCUUAGCAAACAGCCCAUUGUGGUUUUACUGUGUGCUUUCACUGCAUAAUUGAGCCCAGCUCUGUGCACCUGGGAAAUUGCUUGUGACUCGAUUUCCAGAGAGCUCCCGGUUGGACGACUAUGGUGUGGAGGAGACAAGCAACAGUAGUUCAAGCUCGACAGCUACUCAAUGCCAUUGCAUAUAUCAAACAACAGAAGCAAAUCCCCAACUUGGAGCGCAUCACGCGCUACAUGCAGCGAGAACACAAAGUUCCUCCCUCCGAAACUCACAAGCAGCUACAGAAUGCAGUCAAAGACAACCUCAUCAUUUCCUACACUGCCAUUGGUAACAAAGGCUCCAAGACUGGGAUGGAGCAGAAAGGAUAUAAGAUUUCUGAUGAAAGUGAGCUGGUUGAUGAUGGCCAUGAUUGGUAUUGUUUCAAAUGCCAUGGUCCAGGAGAUGUUAUUAGCUGCAACAAAUGUUGGCGUGUUUUCCAUUUAAGUUGCUUUGAAGAAGAAGAAGAAUCUUAUACUAAUGGUCACAAGCACAUAUGUUAUAUUUGCAAGGACAUCCAGAAACAGGCUGGACACAAUCGGAUCCGAGGAAAUAUGCUAAACACUCUUCUGGGUUACACAGUGCAAAGGUUGAAAGAAAAGACCCGGGAGUUGCACAGAAUAGGACACAGGGAUGAAGAGUUGAAUUUUAAACGAUUUGUUUACAAACCAAUGGAUCUGAAUACCAUGGAGCAAAUAGUACAGACUCAGAAGUAUCGAUGUGUGGAAGAGCUUGUUGCUGAUGCCCAUAACAUUGUGCAUAAUGUAUAUUUGGUAUAUGGAGAGGAGCAUGGAAUGACAGAAUUAGCCCGGAUCAUGAUACGUGAUUGUAAAUAUGAUAUUGAUGAGAUUUGUCAGUGCUGGAAUUGUUACUACAUGUCAAACUCUAAACCUGCAAAUUGGUUUUGUAAGCCAUGUAAACCACCCCAUGAACUUGUUUACGCAAAACUGAAGGGCUUUAGCUACUGGCCUGCCAAAGUCAUUCGGGUAACGGAAGAUAGUAAACAUGAUGUCCGCUUUUUUGGGGGCUACCAUCAAAGGGCUCUCAUCCCUCAAGAAUACAUUAAACCAAUUAGUGUGAAUAUUAAGACUGUGACAUCCAAACGAACCCAAGGGUUUAUAAAAGCUUGCGAGGAGCUGAAGCUACAUCGCCAGUUGCUGGAGGAACAAGUUGAUGAAAGCAGCAACAACGGAGACAGUGAGAUGGAAAACAAUAUGGAGGAAGAUGAUGAGGAAGAGGAGGAUGAGGAGGAAGAUGAUGAUGACGAUGAUGAUGAUGAAGAUGAAGAAGCAGAUGAUGACACCGAGACUCGUGAGGUCACUUCAACUAGUGUGGCUCCCCCUAAAAAUACAUCCAAGCUGAAAACAAAGAUCCUGACACCAGAAAAUGUGAAUGUUGUCUCUUCAAGUGUAGAUAAAAUAUCAACAAGCCCCGCACCACGUUCUUCAAAGGUUGCCUAUAAGCAUACUGCUAGUCAAGCAACUCCAUCCACGGUUAAUAAAUUUGUACAGAGUGAUACCAGUAAGAAAAGUUGCAACUGUCAAGAUGAAUUGUCUAAUUUGUUAGAUGACUUCAAGAGAAAAACUGAAACUGAACACAAGAAAGAGAUUGAGCAAGCAGAGAAAAGAGUGUCUGAUCGGCUCCAAAAAGAGUUUGAGAUUGAUAAGCAGCAGGCUGUUGCUAGAGCUGUGACAAAUAUGCAGAGAGAAAUUGACCGAGUUCGCCGCCAGACAACAGAGAAGAUCAAAGAACAGUAUAUGGAAGAGAUGAAAAAAUUGUCUAAAAAACAUAAGGAAUAUAUUUCCUAUGUAAAGAAAAAACAAUGGUGUUUCUUCUGUGGAGAGGAAGCUAUGUACCAUUGCUGCUGGAAUACGGCCUAUUGCAGCAAAACAUGCCAAAAGGAUCACUGGCAGAAAGAACACAAAAACGAUUGUCGAAGGCCGCGGCCGAAACCGAACACCACACAGCAGCAGGAACAGCAACAAAUGGACAGCGACAGCGACAGCAGUGAUGGCAACAAUGGUAAUCGUACUCAUGGUCAUGGAAGCAGUAACUUCAGUUUAAGCGGCAGCUCUGGCAGUAGAGAUGGCAGCUGUAAAAGCGUCCUUUACUAUUAGACAUGUAACUUUGUGCUUAAGCAUUUAGAAUUGAAAUGGCAACAACAAAUAAUAGAAACACAUUUUCUCCAUCCCUCUCGCCCAUCAUGUCAGUAUUGAAAGAAACCAAUGCUCUUCAGAAUUUUGGUUUUCCAAUUGAGAUCGUGUGAACUCGAUGAUGAUAAUGACGAUAAUGACAAAAAAAAAAAAGAUGAAAAAAUGAUAAAAAAAAAACAGCAUAGUUAAACAUUCAUUGAUGCCCAUCCUUGCUUUCAUUUCAUUGUCGUUAUAUAUUUUUGUUUUCUAAGAUUUUUAGAUAAUUUUUCAUUGGUCUUUUAUCCUUCUCUCAGAAUUGAAUGAUUUCAGUAUUGAAGAGUAACGAAAGAAUUUCUACAAAACUAAAAAAUGACAAAAAGAAAUAAAUUACAUAUAAAAUACCAGGGAUUGUUUGAGAAAGAACAUAACUAAAAGAACAUAUAUAAAAACACACAAACACACACACACGAGAAUUUGUGAGUAUAUCCUCAUGUUUGUCUCUACGUCUUUUUCCCUCUGUGUGUGUGUAUAUAUAUAUAUUUACUCUCUCUCACAUACACACACACACACAUGUAUUUAAUAGAGUUAUUACAUAGUGUUAGGACAAUUAAAGGGAUGAAGUAAACUUAUGGUGAAUGUUUUUUGGUCAACAGUCCAUGUUGUUUUUCUAUGAAUUCGGUCCGUCUCUUUGUUGCAAAUGAUUGCACCGUUUUGUAAACGAGAAAAACCCCUAUUUAGUUCUGUCCCAGUUUGCAUUAAUAUUAAUAUACCAGUCAGCAUCCUACCAGUUGCCCUUCUCUCUCUGGUCAGGGAAAUCAGUCACCUGUCUCACCUGUCUCUGAUGAAGUGGUUGAUCCAAAACACUGAAACCACACAAGUGGAUGUCUUUUUUUACACCUGGCCACAGAGAGAGAAUCCUAUGGUUUAACCACAGUGUGUGUGUGUGUCUGUAUGCACAUACUGAUAAUCCCUGUAUGGAGAAAGAGAGAGAAUUGUAUGUUUUUAUCGAUAUCUUUAUGUACCUAUAAAUCUCUUUCUCGCUCUCCACACACGCACACACACAUCUACCGAGGUACAUACAUUCAUGUAAAUAUCUUCACAUUUGCAUGCUCAUUCGUAUAUAUACACAUCCAUCUUUAAACAGACAAACACUCAUUCGCCAAUCUCCUCAUUCAUCAGUCUCCUCAUUCAUCAAUCUCCUCAUUCAUCAAUCUCCUCAUUCAUUAAUCUCCUCAUUCAUCAGUCUCCUCACAAGCUCUUGCAGCCACACAUUUCAUUUGAUCUACUUAAAAGUACACACACAUACAUGUGCACACAUAUGCAUACAUACACAUAUAUAUAAGUGUAUACACACAGCAAUAGUUUAGUCUCGAUACUAAAACUACAUGAAUAGAGGUCCCACCUCUGGUGCAGUUUCCACCCCAUAUCACUUCUUGUGAAAGCACAUAACUUUAAGUAAUCUGAAAAACAAUUAACCUACAAGGCAGAGCCCCAGUAUGGCCACAGUCUAAUGACUGAAACAAGUAGAAGAUAAAAAAUACACACAUAUGCAUAGUAGAUGAAUUUUUACUUAACCUUGACUUAAAAUUUCAUCUGAAGAAUGCUUUCUUUAAGCAUAAAUAUUUAUGCUUUGGGAAAUCAGCAAUAUUUAUCAAGGGCAGAGGCUCUCAACCCUUUUUUUUUAACCUGUGGACCCCUUUUGUUACUAUUUUUACUCUAGUGGACUCCUGUAGCCAUUUGGUGUUUAAAAACCAGUUUUAUAGAUGCUUCUUUUAAAGUUCCUUUUUUGUUUUUCACCCAUUCACUUGUAGAAGUUUGUAAUAGCACCAUUUGAGAACAGACAAAAAUAUGUCUAACUAUGUAAAAGAAACUAGGAAAAGAAACCCGUUUCUUGCAAUAAAUAUAUCAAAAGCAAGAUGUACUCACGGAACCCUUACAAUAUUACUGUGGACCCCCAAUUUAAUAUUUUGCUUGUGUGGACCCCUAAAAAUCUUAAUGUGGAGCCUGGUUGAGAACCAGUGAUCUAGUGUUUUAUAGAAAUCUAUUUAGUUUAGAGCAAG